AUUCGGCAACCGCCGCUUUAGUUUACACAUCGCCGCGGUACCGCCCGGAUGCGUACCAUGUGCGCCAAAAACACGCUGCACUAUCGCAAUGACUAAAAAUUUAAACCGCUCGAGUCGAUGGACAGAAAGUGCAUUUAAAACGAACUCAUUUGACGCUGGUUGCGUUUUUAUUGUUGUGCGUACGCUGUCUGUUUGAUAAACACUUCCUGUUAAGUGUAGUGCAGAUGUACGACAUUUGAAUCGUCCCAUAAAUUAAUAUGCGAGGGUUCUCGUGCCGCUUCUACCUGCUCUAUUGUAUUCAGGUUUGGUGGGUACUUGUGGUGGUCGCUGGUACUGAUGAUGGGACGACGAGUGGCACAACGAAUCCUACAGAUCAAAACUAUGUAUCACAUGAGGAGACCACAACUACCGCUGAUAACACGACGGAUAUUUAUACAAAUGCAGCAUUCUCUGACCAAGAUUUGAAUUUUACAACUCCCACAACUCUGUCAAGCGAAACAACUCAUGUUACAGAAGGAGCAGACUAUCAGCAAGAACAGACUACGUCAUCAACAACAGAAGAAAUCAAAGAGUUUAGUACACCAAAAUAUAGCACAGAUAAUACAAGCUUACCAAAUAUCAAUAACAGUGAUUUACUAACGUCUAUUUCAUCAGGAGUUAUGGAAGUGCCACAUCAGAGUACCAAUAUUACAGAAAACGUUACAGUAAAAAGCAACUUAGCCAUAAAAGCUAGGAAUUACAACAUUGGAUCUCAGGACGAGUCUAUGAACAAUACUGACAACAAUUUAAAUGAAUCCCUGGCGACUGAACCUUCUGCCAGUUCGUCUACAAUAAUUUCAUCAUCUACAAUUGAAACUACAACGUCUUCAACAAGUGAAACCUCUACCACCCAAAGUUCGACUACAGAAUCCUCAGCGACGCAAAGUUCUGUGACAGAAUCGCCAACAACCCAAGAUUCUACAACAGAAUUUUCUACAACACAGAAUUCUACUACGGAGUCGUCUACCACCCAAAACUCUUCUACAGGAACAUCUACAGUCACUAGUUCUACUACAGAAUCAUCUACGACAGAAUCAUCUAUUAUCACUACAUCGUCUACCCCAACAGUUGCAACGACGACACCAUCAACUACCACAACAAAUCCAACUCCAAUAGACCCACAGAAUUUAAGCAUCGCACGGCUAGAUUCAACAAGCUUUAAUUUAACUUGGGAAGCCCCCAAAGAUAACACACAAACUUAUAUAGUGACGGUUAACAUCAAGACAUCUAGGAAACCUGCAGUGGUGUGGUCCACCUGUGACAUUGGCAAUGACAGACAGGAUGAAGUGUCAUGCUGUAGUUAUGUGUACAACGACGCUAUGGUGGGAGUGAACUAUACAAUCGGUGUUAAGGCUACUAAUGGAAAUGUUAAUGGAAGUGAAGUAUCUUGGAGUGGAAUGCCUUUACCAGUUCCUGAGCCACCAAUUUUCUAUGAAAAUGUCAGUAUUUCCGACAUUUCAACAAACACCGCUAUUGUAAAUUUAGCUUCAAGUAACGAUGACGUUCUGUACUGGGCUAUCACUAUUUGGAACGAAGAUAUCACUGAGGAACAAGAAUACUGUUUGUGGACGAACACUAUGUGGCCUUCUUUGAACACUACAUUGGCGUAUCAAGCUAGUCCAAAGUUUUGGACACCUUUUUUCGAUUCAAGCAAUCCAAGCUUUCAACUGGGUACAAAUUCUAGUUGUUCUGAAAAUGAACCAUAUUGUAAUAGAGAACUUCAAUCAGAUACCAAAUAUUACAUAGUAAUUUCGUACUUUUACCGAAACUACUAUGGUAGCAAAUUAUUAGCAUCUUUCGUAACUGAGAAACAAAGAAACCUUGGUCUAAUCUUAGGACUCGUUUUUGGGCUACUAUUUAUCUCAGUAAUGGGAUUUCUAGGUUUCUUGUUAUGGCGAAAAGGAAUAUUUAAAGAGAUCAGUUUAAUGAUAUUUCAAUCAAAUCAUAAUCAAAAUUCGGAGGAUCACGAAAAUAUGACAGCCUUGUUGUCGGAAGAAGAGAGAAAAAAUAAACCUAUCAUAAUCACGGCAGGCCGCAACGUAAAAGUGAAGGAAUUCAUAGCUUACUGUGAUUAUUUAGAACAAAAUCCAGACGUUCAAAAAGACGAAUGGGAGAAAUUAAAUGAGGAUAGUAAAAAUAACGACGUGGAAUUCAAAACUGCGUUCGCCACGUUGCCAGAAAAUAGGAGAAAGAAUAGAUAUCCUAAUAUUUUACCAUGGGACCAUUGCCGUGUAAAACUAAACAUAGACGAAGAUGACGAAAUAUGUUCUGAUUACAUCAAUGCUUCAUAUGUAAAAGGUUAUUCAAAUGAAGUGGAGUACAUUGCUACUCAAGGACCUCUGCCUGGCACUUGUAGAGACUUUUGGAAGAUGGUGAUACAAGAAAACGUCACCAUAAUAGUUAUGGUGUCGAAAUUUAUAGAAAAUAAUAGAGAUAAAUGUUAUAAAUAUUUUCCAAACAACCAUCAAAUCAUGACUGUAGGUGAUGACAUAGAAGUUAGAUGUAGUACCGAACUUCAUUUGGGAGUAUACUGUAUAAGAACUCUUCAAGUGAAAAAAGACCUUGUCCAAGUGAACGUAACGCAUAUGCAAUAUCUGGAUUGGCCAGAUUUUGGGGUUCCCACUGAUACAGGGGACAUACUUCAGUUUUGUAGCAAUCUACGAAGUAGAUGGUCUCAAGGGGGUUUAGCUUUAGUGCACUGCAGUGCUGGGGUUGGUAGAACCGGUACUCUCGUAGCCACAGACAUACUCCUGCAAGCCAUCAACUCUGAAAGUAGAAUUAGCGUAUACAACACCGUAUUGGAGAUGAGGAAGCAAAGAAAAAACAUGGUCCAAACGCAGAAACAAUAUAUGUAUAUAUAUCAAUUAGUGAAGAACAUGUUGGAAGCGCCCAUAAUAAAUGAGGAAUAUGAUAAAGAACCUGUAUAUGAAAAUAUCACAGUCAAUGACAACAGAAAUAGUGGAGUUUCUUUAAAGAACCAGGAUGAAACUGAUAUCGAGACUGCUGAAAGUGCCUUUUAACCAAUAUUUGGACCAAAUACAGUAUACUGAGCAAACCAAAAAUUACACGACCUCGAUAUAAUAUUUUAAUAGUAUUAUUAUAGCCAAACCAAACCAAAAAUAUUCUUUGUUUUAGUAUUUCUUUUGUAAUACUUUUCCAUAUUCUAAAAAUUUAGAUUAGAAAACUGUUAAACUUUUCUUUAUUAGGUGUAAAUAAUUGACUCUUAAGAACAAAUAUUAUUACUUACUGUGAUAAUUCUUAAUGUUUCAAAGGCAUUGUUGAACAUUUUUCAUCAUAUUGACUUUUUAUUGUAGGUAUGUAUGUAUAAAUUAUUUAUUAUUUUAAUGUAUAGACAUGUAAAAUUUUUAAAUGUGAUAUUUUUUAAAUAAAAUCUUAUAAUAUA
Molecule: messenger RNA, 3442 nt
Organism: Sitophilus oryzae (rice weevil)
Lineage: Eukaryota; Metazoa; Arthropoda; Insecta; Coleoptera; Curculionidae
Product: receptor-type tyrosine-protein phosphatase beta-like
Exons: 18
Coding region: 258-3059 (933 amino acids)
Biological process (GO): protein dephosphorylation
Molecular function (GO): protein tyrosine phosphatase activity; protein binding
Source: RefSeq, a predicted model, not a curated record